UGUUUGCACUGGGCAGGGUCACCUAAUAGCAAAAUUAACCGUUUAGAGGAGAAAAGCUUGUUUUACACCACCUUUGAACGCUUCUUACUAAUAUACCCAGCUUCAGUUAAAGCAUUACAAACUCCUGCCAUUUUGAAAGAUGUCCACCGAAGUGGAAAUCGAAAAUAUAGACGAUUUUAAAGGAGCUAUUUCGGAAUGCCGAUCAGACAACUUUGAAACAAAUUGGGUUUUGGCAAGACAUGUGGAUCAGCAACCAAAUUUGAUUACAUUAGCUGGGUUUGGAAAUAAUGGGAUUGAGGAGCUCAAAGAAUCUUUGGAAGAAAGCGAGGUGAUGUAUGGACUCGUUAAAGUCCAAGAACAGAUUGAUCAAAGCAACACAGUUAAGUUUGUUUACAUUCAUUGGAUUGGAAAACAAGUUCCAUUCACAAAGAAAGGCAAAUAUGGUGUUGUUCAUGGGAGUGUAGACAAAAACUUUCAGCCUUAUCAUGCCUCAAUCUCAACAGAUAACAUAGCCGAUUUGGAUGAGGAAACUCUUGCAAGUAAACUCAGCGAAAGCAGUGGCACGAAAAACAAAGUCUUGGAUGCAGACCAGGCAACUGAGAGAAGGGGUCAUGAUCGUGGAUUCACGGGUCACGAGACUGGCGGUAAUAAGAAAAAAGUUACUGGCGGAUUCACAGGAUUUCAGGGGAAAAGUGCAGGUACCGUGAAAUUUGAUGAUUCUGUUAUCGACGCUGCAACGGAUGUAAGAAGCGACACAACAGACACGGAUUGGUUCGUAGCAGGUUAUGAAGAUGGAAACCCAAAAUUACCGCUUAUUUGCCUCGGUUCGGGGUCUGGGGGUGUUGGUGAAAUAACAGAUAUUCUGACAAAUGACAUCAUUGGUUAUGCUCUUUGUCGAGUGACAGACGUCGUGGACGAUAUAUCAACGGUAAAGUUUGUGUAUAUUCAAUGGGUUGGCGACAACGUCAAACCGCUCGUGAAAGCCAAGAUAAGCACACACAAAGCCGACUUGGAACAGAUCUUUUUUCCCGCUCACGCCACAAUAUUUGCGAACAGCGCUGACGAAAUCAGCGAACGCGAAAUAAUGGACAAAGUUCAAAGUGGAAGCGGUUCCAAGAGUCACGUGAGAAAUGAAUGAACGCUGAUUGGGUAACACCGUUUUGAAUGACGUCAUUGCGUCCCAGUGACACCGUUGUCUAUAGCUGCUUUUGGAAUAUUGUCAAAUUUCAUUGUAAUAUAUGAAUUAAAUUAGUUCAAAUAUUGCUGAACUAUUUUAAAACUUACAGAA
Dendronephthya gigantea is the source of this 1288-nucleotide messenger RNA. RefSeq lists its product as uncharacterized. Gene Ontology annotation, cellular component: site of polarized growth; cortical actin cytoskeleton; actin filament. Gene Ontology annotation, biological process: regulation of actin filament polymerization. The record is from RefSeq and is a predicted model, not a curated record. Gene Ontology annotation, molecular function: actin filament binding. The transcript is spliced from 10 exons. NCBI's taxonomy places the organism in Eukaryota, Metazoa, Cnidaria, Anthozoa, Malacalcyonacea, Nephtheidae. Bases 140 to 1138 code for a protein of 332 amino acids.